AGGAAGCAUUUUUAAAAUGGGUUAUUUGUCUUAAAAUGGUUCAAUGUUCAUUUGAAAAUAUUUUAUGCUUUAAAGUUGAUGCAACAUUCAUUACUGAGUGUUUGGUUCAUUUUAAGCUUAAGUUUAUCGUGUAUUUAUACUAAUUCGUAUGAUGCACUUGCUAGUUCCUAACACAUCUCGGAAGGUUUUUUUUUGUUUGUUUGUUUGUAGUAACUAAAGGUUUUUUCCAGUCAGAAGCUUUCUGGAGCAUUUGUGCUCCUGAUUAAGAACACUAGAAAACAAAGGUUAUCAAAAAUCCAUCACGAAAUGUACUUAAACCACUUCUAAUUUGUGCAAAAUUAGUUUUGGCAUUAACGUUAAGAUGUCAUUUCCGCGGAGUGUCUUUUAUUUUGACACUAAACUGUCGUGCAUUCACGUGAUGACGACUUUAAGACUGAAACAUGGCUUUUCUUACAGAGGGUCAGUUUACUGCUUUGCAGCUGCUUUUAAAGGCUCCGUCUAAAGAUGUAGUGCGGAAGAUCUGCACAGAGAGUUACCCAGCCGGAGCCUCCAAGUGUCCGUCUGUAGUAGAACAAACUGCUAAUGCUCUCUCUGUGUCCAAUUGCGAAGCGAUACAGUUGCUGACAGCUUUUCACAUGCUCUCGCAUCAUGUUGUGUACCAGAAUUUAACCUCUCCAGAACAGAUCCUGUCACUUUUCCCAGAAUCAUUCCACUCAAACCUGAAGAAUCUGAUCACCAAAAUUCUUCUGGAAAACAGUGUCACAUGGAGAAAUGAAGCUUUGUCCAGUCAAAUUUCACUGCCAAAACUGGUUGAUUUGGAGUGGCGAGUGGACAUGAAAACUGCUUCCGACUCAUUGAGUCGUAUGGCUGUGCCAACAUGUCUGUUGCAAAUGAAACUCCAGGACACUCCUUGCAUUAGCGGCGGUCCAAGUGAGUCCACAGUUACAACGGAGCUGAGUAAAGAGACACUGGACACCAUGAUAGACGGUUUGGGUCGAAUCAGGGACCAGCUGAGUGCAGUGACAAGGAAGUAGAACUGAAUAAAAGAUCUUGCCUCCACACCUGUUUGUGGACAUUCAGACUGAUGGACAUUGGAUGGUUGAUCAAAAUGUAAAAAAACAAUGGACAUUAAACGAAAAAGAAUUGCAUAGUAGGUUAAUUGAUUUAGUUUGUGAAAUGGAGUUUGUUCUUGUUUUGAUUUGUUGUUUGGUUUGUUUAUUAAACUUUGUUAUAUAAAAGUUG
Molecule: messenger RNA, 1242 nt
Organism: Cyprinus carpio (common carp)
Lineage: Eukaryota; Metazoa; Chordata; Actinopteri; Cypriniformes; Cyprinidae
Product: COMM domain-containing protein 9-like
Source: RefSeq, a predicted model, not a curated record